Molecule: messenger RNA, 2562 nt
Organism: Paramecium tetraurelia
Lineage: Eukaryota; Ciliophora; Oligohymenophorea; Peniculida; Parameciidae
Exons: 4
Source: RefSeq, a predicted model, not a curated record
AUGGCCGAUACAUUUUUAUUGACUGAGGCUUAGAUAACUCAAAAGAAACCUGUAUAACUAAGUCCUCCAAAGAUAGAAACUGAAGCAGAGAAGAAAGAGAGGCAUUGGUUAUAGAUAUUGAAUAAAAUUCUAUUCAAUCCUCCAAAUGAUGACUAUUAUCAAAAAUGGCCAAUCAAACCAGGAAUAUUUUUCUACAAAGCCUUGGCUAUGGGAAAAUUGCCAACCGAAUAAAUAAGAGUUAACAUACCUGAAAGUGUAAUGUGUUUUGAAUAAACAUAUAUUUUGAUGUACACAGAUCCAGCAACAGGGCAAUUGAUGAGAAAAACCGAUAUUGGAUAUUAGGAUUUCGAGAAUAAAGUGCAUCAUUAUCAUGAAGAAUAUUUGAAACGUCAUGUCUAAGAUGAUAGAUUUGAUAUGAGAACCAAUGUAUUUGUGAAUUAGGAUAACCCAUAUAUAAUAAGUAGAGGUCAAACAGGAUAGGAUUGGAAUAUGUCUAAAGCUGUAUAUACAUUUCGGUAAUAAAAAGAGAGAAAAGUUUAAUUAGAUAACAACAAACUAGAAUAGCGAUUUGUAAUAUCAAGAGUAAUGAAAGCAACUAUUGUUCGACUUGUGUUCUAUACAAAGAAUUCAAAAUCCUCCCAUGCUAAUUAUGGUUAUCGAAUUAUGAAUGUAAUGGAAUUAUACGAUCCAAAUCCAAAAAAAUCAAUAACAAACAAAACUACUAUUAAUACAGAACAAUAAAACUCCUUCACUAUCCAAUAAAUUAAGGGAGUGGGAUUAUAUGAAUACGAGAAGGUUUGCGAAUAGAUAGUAACCUAUUUGGAGAAGAAUUACCCUGUAAGAAUAAAGACGGGUGUUUUUGACUUUCUCUAAGAUCCAGAGGGAAGGAUCUGGUUAUUCAAUUGUAAAUAAUUAAUAAUGGAAAAUGCUAUUUCAAUGAGUGAAAUUUAAGGAGUAGGUUAAGGAAAGAAGACACUCGAUUAAUUGACUUGUUCAGUGUAUUGUAAAUUGUGUGGUAUCAUAUUUAAGAAGGAUGAUGCUAGCAAAACACUUACUUAUAAGUUAUUAUGGGAAUUAGUUUAACAUUUAAAAAAAAGAAAUAAAUAGUUAACAAAUAUUAAAGUAUCUCAUUUAUCUACCAGACCUUGUAGAGUAUGUGAUGUUUGUUACAUGCUUAUUGUUGGAGAGCAUGAAUUAGUUGAAAUUGAAUAGAAAUUUGCCAUUGCUUAAAACAUUCCAUUGGGAGAUGCUAUCAUCAGAGUUCCUAUGGAUAGUAAACCAAAGCAUAGACCAGCUCUCUUGAAUGAAUAAUUAUAUCAAUGGAGGUUACUGUUUUAUUUGGAGAUGGUUGAUUUGUAAGGUAAGAAAUUGAUAGAUUUGAAUGGUAAUUCUGUUGGAGACCUUAAGAAUAUAGUGCUAUAAUAUCGUUUACAUCAAUCAAAAUCAUCAUUUAAAACACAUAUCAUUAAAGAUGAUAAUUACUAAACUUUGAAAUCAAAUAAACAACAAACCUCACAAUCUUAAUAAAAAUAACUUAGAUUCAGUGGAAUUGAAAGGUCUGAUUCUAUUGAUGCUCCAGAUGGAUAAGGGGAAGAUUAAUUUGCUUAAAUUAAUGAUGAAAAUUUAAAAUUGAAUGUCAUCAGAGUCCAUUACUAUUUUAGUGAAACUACAGACAUAGAGAAGUUUUUGUCAGAAACAGAAAUUAAAAUGAGAUUAUGUUAAGGUUCUGAGUGGAUUAAUUAUGUGGCAGAAGGAUCUACUAAGACUAUACACCACUUUAAAAACUCAUAGAUGGGAGGUCAGAGACAUAGAGCUUAAGUUUUGUUGUUUUUUGCUAAUGGUCAUUAUUGCAUAUUGAAUCUACAAGUUGGAUUGUUUUGUGACGGGUAGUAUAAUACUGGCAAAUUGAAUCUGUAUAAAUACAAUAAUGUGUACUUUCCAGAUGACAAUUAUUACAAUUGUAAUCCCUUCCCACCUGAAUGGAUGGAGAUAUUUGAUCCUCAAUAUGUGAAUAUGCAUAAUACUUUUGAAGAGUAAGUAAAAGAAAUAGAGGCUUACUCUCCCAAGUGUACAAAACAUGAAUUGAAUCAAAUGAUAGAUUUCAACAAAUAUAAGGAAACUACAAAGUAUAAGACAGUAAAACCUAAAAUUGAUGCCAAAAAAAGAGAUAUUCAAUCAGCAGCUCCUCAAUAUGGUUCGAAUACUCAAUAGGUAUUACCCAAAUUGCCGUAGUCGGCCAAGAAAUACUCGAAUACAAUGAGAUAAUUCGAUGAACAACAAUUAUUGGAGCAUUACACUUUGGAGGAGUAGGACAUAGGGGAGUUGUUAUUCGAAGAGAAGAAAUAGAACAAGAAGAUUAGCAAGGAAGAUAGAGAGUUCUAUGAAUAACACAACUUAUAUGAUGAAGAAGCAGAGGAUAGUUAAGAAGAUCAGGAAUUAAAUUUGAGAUUGAAUAAGCAAAUUCAAAAGUCAAUGAAACAGUUGGAUAAUUAAUCGCAACAAUCUAAUUCUGUGAGACCAAUAAGAUCAGCAUAAUAGUUACCACCGAAAGGACACAGAUGA